Portunus trituberculatus (swimming crab) is the source of this 6041-nucleotide messenger RNA. RefSeq lists its product as uncharacterized. Gene Ontology annotation, molecular function: protein binding. The transcript has 18 exons. The record is from RefSeq and is a predicted model, not a curated record. The coding region runs from base 2158 to 5793 and encodes 1211 amino acids. Lineage: Eukaryota; Metazoa; Arthropoda; Malacostraca; Decapoda; Portunidae.
CAGUGUGCUCUGAGCCGCGGGAGGGGUAACAACGCCCUCCCGCACUCCAGUCACCCAAUCUGGCCGGCGCUUCGUCGCUCGCUCUGGUGAAGUUUAUUUUUGCCGAGUCGCAGUGUCGCUUCCCCGGACUUAAUUAUUUUUCCUACACGUUUGUGAUCCCAUUGACAGUACUCGAUUACUAUUUGUAACUUGUCUCGAAGUGAACUAUCUAUCAGUCAAGGCUUAAGUUUACUGCAGUGACAGCCGUAGAAUAAUAAUAUCGUCAACCAGCCAGUCAGCCAGCCAGUCAGUCAGUCAGUCAGUCAUUCGGUCAGUCAUGCCGGCCGGUCAGUGCGGUCUGCCAGUCAGCUGUUAUCAUCGACUGCCACCACCACCGCACCCGCUGUGAUCCACCACCACCACUACCAAUACCACUACCACCUCCACCACUGCUGCACUCCCUGACGCAGAAGAAGUAAGGAGAAAAGGAAACGAAAGAAGGAAACGAGAGUCGCUUAAGUUGUCCCCAGGUACCGGCGCCACGUCCCGCCGAGGAUACACCUGUCCUGCCUCGUGCCAGAAUUUGCCGCGCUAACUCAGAAAAAGAAAAAAAGGAAAAAAAAAACACAUGAAAAGGAAAUGAAAAAAAUAUAUAAUUCACAGUAAGAUCCACAACGGCGACGACUUUUACUACACACACACACACACACACACACACACACACACACACACACACACACACACACACAUACACACACGUACAAUCCACGACGGACGUAGAUUUCAUGUAUAUGAAAUUUUCCACCCAAAAUAUCCAAAUUUCGUAAUCCUGUGGAGGCGAGAAGAUUUGCCCCAAAUUUUUUUACAUUAUUUUUUUUCUAUUUUUUAUUUAUUUAUUUAUUUAUUUAUUUUUGAGAAUUGAAACCUGCGCCAGACAAGGAAACUUUGCUUCGCUGACCGACACGAACCGGGCAACCACCUGCCUGUAUGUGAGAGACGGACGCGAAGGAAGGAAGAAAAAUGAGAAGUUUGGAAAGAUGUAAAUGUUAAGGAUGAGAAGGACUAAGAGAAAAAAUAAGAGAGAAGAGAAAAGAGAAAGAGAGAUAGACAGACAAAAAAUAUAAAAAUGCCGCAGUAACAGUGAAAUUCUCGUGUGAUUAAGUUUGUGUGUGUUGUUACCAGCUUAACCAAUUAGAGGCGAGCAAGACAAAUGGCGGCCUGUGAUUGGCUAGUGAUACCUCCGCUACUCGUCCGUGUGUCUGUGUGACGCUUCACGUGGCUCACCUAAGACAAGAGGAGGAGGUGGAGGAAGAGGAGGAGGAGGAGGAGGUAGAAGAAGAGGAAGAGGAGGACGGGAGCAACAAGGAGGCGGUGCUACAUUCCAGUCACCUGCAUGAGGAUUAGCUUUGUGAUUUACUUGGUGACGUUGGUGGCGUGACGUUGAGUGUGACGCGUGGAGCCGUAAAGACACCAACACGCUCGGGCUGACUUGGUGACGAGUGACGGCGCUGUGACCCCUAGUCCAUUCUUUCCCUACUCCCUGCCCUCAGCAUUGUCAUGGCCGCGUGUUCGUGUGUGUGUGAGUAGGUAUGUGUAUGUGUGCGUGUGGGGCCUGCGGUAGUCGUGAUUUGUGGUGUCCGCGUGAAGCAUAAGAAGCCUCGUUAGGGGACGUUACGACGCUAAACAACUGACGGAGGCAAAAAAGAAAAAAAGAAACGCGGAGGUGAAGAAAAUAGAUAAAAAAGAGAAAAGUAAAGAAACUGGACUAUUGUAUAAUGAACCCACCACAUGUGUUGUAAUAAUAAUAAUAAUAAUAAUAAUAAUAAUAAUAAUAAUAACAGUAAUAGUAAUACUUGUAGUAAUAAUAGUAAUAAUAGGAACCAAAGGCUGUAUUAGCUCCUGACAAGGUGGAACAGAACAGGUAUAUAACACGGUGCUGCGCGGAACUGACCUUCACCCCCCACCCGUGCCCCUGGUGACCUACCUGUCCAGCCAAACCACCAGGUGACUUACGUUUACCUGGUCAUUCGUUACCUGUGAUCAAUCCGACUGAACUAACGCUACUGGAAUUGACUCUCGGCUGACUGACUGACUGGCUGGCGUGAUCUGAGGCGGCCAGACCCUCGCAAGUGACCCAGACGGAGCGAGAUGGAGUGAGUGAGUGAGUUCGCUCUAACCAUGCCGGGCUGCCUCCCAGUGGCCGCCGGAGUGUUGAUGAUGAUGAUGGUUGUCGCUGCCUCGUCCAUCUCCUCCGAGGACGACAAAGUGUGGGAGGUGACGGGAGUGGCCGGGCGAUCCGUGGACCUGCCUUGCUACCUGAGACCAAGAACACCUGGCGACCGGCCCAAACUAGUGCUGUGGUACAAGGAAGCCCACAGCAGCCCUCUUGUCAGCCACGACACGCGAAAUGGCCUGCCCCCUGGAGACUCCGCCCUGGACCUAAGUGUGGGCUUGGGACGCGGGCGGGGCGAGGGGGCACUGCGGGUAGGACGAGGCAGUGCAACCCUCACCUACUACAACGUGACGCCUGAACACGCGGGACUGUAUGAGUGUCGUGUGGACUUCUACACUUCCCCUGCCAACACCAACUACGUGAACCUGACAGUUGUGGAGCUGCCCAAGAAAGUGCGUUUGGUGGACAAGGAGGGUCUGUCUAUCGAGGAGGACGUGCUGGGACCCUACUUCACUGGACAGACGGUCAGAGUGGAGUGUGUCGCUCUUGGGGGUCAGCCACGCCCCAAACUCACCUGGUGGCGCAACAAUCACAUCCUGCGCAGCGGCGGAGAGGAGGAGGAUGGUCCGGGGCGGGUGAGUAUCCUGCCGGCAACGCAGAAGGUGGAGGUCUCCGCUGAUUGGCUGGUGCGAAGCGAGCUGGUGAUACAGAGCAUCAGCCGAGCGUGGCACAACCAUACACUGGCCUGCACUGCUUCCAACACGCCACUCGCCUCGCCUGUCCCUGCCUCGGCCACCAUCACCCUCUACCUGUUGCCUCGGAGGGUGGAGGUUCAGACGCCGGGCCAUGCGAAGGAGGGUCAGCCAGCUCUCAUCUUGUGCACCACUGAGGGUUCCAGACCAAGACCCACUCUCACCCUCAGCCUCGGGGGACGCCGCCUCACCCAAGACAAGGAGAGAGUGGAAGGCUUAGUGAGUGUGGCGACGGUGUCAGUGAACGUAACGCGGGCGGAUCACGGGGCUGUGGUGGCAUGUACGGCGGAGAACCCUGCAGUGCCCGGCUCCUCCCUCACCAACACCACCCUGCUCGACGUGGAGUACCCUCCCUCGGUCACCGCCUCCCUGGGCCGCUCCCUCAAGCCACACCUGCUCAAGGAAGGCGACGACGUGUACUUCACCUGCUCAGUGGACGCCAACCCUCCUGCCGCGGCCGUCACCUGGUACCAUGAGGGACGCGUGCAGGUGCAGAACAUGACCUCCGGGGUGAUCCUGACGGGAGAGUCCUUGGUGCUGCAGAAGGUGAGUCGUCGGCGGGCCGGGGAGUACCGCUGCCAGGCCACUAACUCCUUCGCCUCCGUCACCAGCAGCCCGGUCACACUCAGGAUACGAUAUCGGCCUCAGUGCCUCACCACGCCCACUACCUACUUCAUCUACGACAAGCCAAUCAACGUAACGUGCACCGUGACGUCACACCCACCAGCGAAGGCCGUGCACUGGCAGUGGAACAGCAGCAACGACGUCAUUAAGACCCAGCUGGUGGAGGCGACGACGGAGCGAGUGUCAACCCAACUAUCCGUGGCGCCCAUUGAGACAUACGAGGACAGGCUGCUCUCUUGCUGGGCCGUGAACGAGAUGGGGCGGCAGCAGCGGGCAUGUGGCUUCUCCAUCAAAGUGGCGGAAAUGCCACUGCCACUCUCCUCUUGCGGCCUGGCCAACAUCACCGCCUCCUCCCUCAGCCUUACCUGUCAACGGCCACCUCUCGCCGUGCCGGGCUCCUCCACUGUCUACAGAGCCGAGGUUUACUUGGAGAACAGGACGCUACUCGCCAACGUCACCUCCAUGAGUCCAAACUUCAACGUGAGUCACUUGGACGCGGGCACGAAUUACCAGAUCAAAGUAUACGUCACCCACGGUCCCGUCACCUCCCCGCCCGUCGUGGUCUCCGCUUACACCUCCAGAACCCCGCCAGAAACGUCUGGAGACAGUAAUGACCAGGACUUCGUUGAGAUGCGCGGUGACAGCGGCAACAGUGACGUCGGCAACGUGGAGCAGGGCGUGAUGGAGAAGGGCGCCGUCGAGAGCAGUAGCGGCAAUAGUGACGGCAACAAGGAUUCUCGGGGCGGCAGGCGAGGGCGGCUUGGCGGUGGCGAUGGCAAGACGGAGGUGGGUGCGGUGAUGGCGGCAGUGGUGGCGGUGGCGGUGCUGGCGACGAUGGGAGGCGUGUGGGCGUGGCGGCGGAGGUGGCGGUGGCAGGGAGGCGGUAGUGUCAGCGCCGCCGCCCGAGGUCCUGCAGGGGUGAGGAGUGGAGCGAAGGACUCGGGCGCCGCCUCCUCCUCUUCCUCCUCAGGCAAUCCAGAUGUUGUGCCCACCUUAGGUUCGUCGUUUUCUAAGAGGUCAUCGUCUCCCCGUCACUUUUGGAAUAAAGACAAAGCAGUGGAGGCCUCGGGUGGCGGGUCCACGGGGAGACUGCCGACCUUGAAUGAAAACUCCUCACUGGGAGACACAACAGCCGGAGGGAGUGGGAGCGGAGGGGCUGAGUCGUCCCCUUGUGACAGCCAGCGGAACAGCGGGGCGUGCAGCACCUCUACCCCGACCCUCAGCCAGAAGACGGUGUGCAGCGGCGACAAUUCCUCCCCGGCGGAGAGCAGCAGAGCUCUGGGCGGCGACAGCAGUUCCUCCCUGACCAGUAGUCUGAAGACAGUGUGUAGCGUGGGCACCUCCACUCCCACGGACGGCAUGAAGUCCAGGGACAGCACCUCCUCCCCUUCGCAGUCCCCGGCAACUGUGGGGCGCGGCCUGAGCAGUGGUGGUGGUGGCAGCAGUAGUAGCAACAGUAGUAGGAGGACUGCAGUGAUCACUUACAGGCCCUCUCCCCCGUCUGGAGGCCCCUGCAGGAGAACGACGAUGGGGAGGGGCGGAGGGCAGCGGCCCAUGAGUGCUGUGGCGGAUCUCGGUGUUGGCAGCCUUAGGAAGUCCUUCCUGCUGAACGGGGAGGAGGAAGAAGAGGAUUACCACGGAAAAGCCAGUCCGGAAGAAAGGAUCAGGAGGAGGAGACACACUCUGGCCGAGGAGGAAGAAGCCGCGGAAGAAAGGAGAAGGAGGAGGAGGGCGGCCGGGGUAAGAUUCAGCUUUACCCCGGGGGAGAUGGCGGAGGAGGAUGGGCUUGGAGUAGCCUACCACGGGGCCAAAGGAAGCUACCUGCUAAGAGAGCUGAAGGGCUACCCAGGCACCCUGCCGCGCCGCGCUCCCAGAGACGCCUUGCCUCAGCCUCCCAGGGGACACUUUGGAUCUAGGGAGGUGCUCGAUUUGUCUGGGUCAGACCGUGGAUCAGGAGAGUUUGUACCCUACCCCAGGCCACUGUACAGCUCCAGAGACGUGUUUGGUGGCUCCGGAGUACGCCUCAGGGAAGACAGCUACGCUGAGUUUUACCCACACGGCCAUCGCGAGGCUCCAGGCCGCGCGGGGGUGAGAGUUCAGUUGUCUGGACGUGCCCAGCUUCACAGGGGCUCCAGGCAUUCUCUCGGACACGGAGCGUCAGUCGGAGAGCUGAGGAGCGCCGGGUCCAUCCAGCGUCGGGGCAGCUGGGCCUCUCUGCACUACCCCGUGGACCAGCUGAUCAAGGCUGCCGAGACGGUGGUGUGAGACCGUCCGGCAGGCUGUCAUUAUUGUUAAUAUUGCUGCUGCUGCUGCUGCUGCUGCCUAUGCUGCUGCUGCUGCUGUUGCCGCCGCCUAUGCUGUGCUAUCUUCUGUUUAUUGCUGUUCAGACUGUCAGGUCAACACGUCGCUGCUUUGGUCUUCUGUCCGUGGUGUUCCUCCUUCUUUCCUCCAGCUUCUCUUUCCCUUAUUUAACGAUGAUACUAACAAUACUAAUAAAAAAAAUAGUUGGCAUA